AUGGAAAAUGUUUUUGCAACGCAAUUUCUAACUGAAGGAACGACACCACAUUUAAAUAAUAUUUCAGAUACAAUAAAAAUGCAAUUGGGUCCGUUUAAUCCACAGGUUCAGGAUUCGAAAACGUUAAAUAUACAUUCAUUGCAUGCAUCGGCAUUCAGGUUGCGUUACGGUAAUAAUUAUCCCAGAUUUCCAGCACAUCUCAUACAGCAUCUUCAACCUCAAUUAUUUCCAACGACGGUUGAUCAAAGGUUACAUUUUGCAUCGGGUGCUUUUCGUCCUUUCACCGUACCUACACCACAAAAUAAAUUAUUUCCAUCGGCAUUUGCUCCUCCUCUUAAAACCGAUAACAACAGUCAUGAUUCGAUACAAGAAAUUUCUCCAGGACCUUACGUAUCGAGUUAUUACGGAAGCGAAACUGAAGAUGAUACAAAUUUCAGAUCGAAUUCUGAUAGGGGAGAAGUCGAGUUACAAACCGGAGAACAAAAUUCGAAAUUGGAAUUAAGGCAGAAGACAUCAUCGACACCAUCACCACCGCAAUCUUCAUUAACGAAGGAUGAUUGUAAAACGGAAAUCGGUAAUGAAAAAGAAAUGGUGGAAAAUAUGGAUUCUGAUAAUUCGGAAAAUCGUAACAUGAGAAGAAUGAAAUUUUCACUGGAUCCGACAAGUUGUCCCAUAUGUGGCAUCAUGGUUUUACUCGGAGAAGCAGAAGCACAUUUUUUUAAAGAACUUGAAAAGUUAACUCAUUUAACAACAAUAAACCGUGAUAAAAAAUAUGCAAUAGAAAAAUAUCGUGACGUUCAAUCGUGUUUUCCAACCUUUGGAAAUUCUUCUUCUUCAUCUUCAUCAGAUGAUAAUGGAUCGCUAACGGAUUCUGGAGUUCCUCGAGGUCGUUGGGAGACUUAUCAAAGAAUUAAAUCAAAUAGACUAAGUCGUUUACGUAUAAAAAAUCGUAAGAAAAAAAAUGGAGAUCCUGUUUGUCCCGUUUGCAAUGAAAAAAUUCAAGGAAGUGUCGAAAAUAUUAAUCUUCACCAUACCGACGAAGCAGAAGAAGACGAAGAUGAAAAUAUUGACGUAGAAGGUGACUCUGAAGUUUAUGGAGAAUAUGAAUGGACAGGUAGACACCUUAUUAGAGCCACAACGUUUCUCGUCGGAGGUUUUACAGCGGGACUGUUAACUUCGGAUACGUCAUCAUCAUCGAAUAAUCAUCAUCAUCAACAACCAUUGGAAAAAAACGAAAGAAUACCGAAUUUAAUCGAAGGAGAAGAUUCAAAUUGUGUUACUCCGGCUCAAUUUUCCGAUACUGAUACGUCAUAUAAUGCAGACGAUGAUAAUGUUAAAGAUAAAGGAGGAAAACAUCGAGAAAAAAAUUCUAUUCAAACCAUAAACGAAUCCGAUUAUGAAAAAUGCUCAAAUGGUAAAACUAUAAAUAGACCUUAA
Pediculus humanus corporis (human body louse) is the source of this 1437-nucleotide messenger RNA. RefSeq lists its product as uncharacterized. Gene Ontology annotation, biological process: protein ubiquitination. The coding region runs from base 1 to 1437 and encodes 478 amino acids. The transcript is spliced from 6 exons. NCBI's taxonomy places the organism in Eukaryota, Metazoa, Arthropoda, Insecta, Psocodea, Pediculidae. The record is from RefSeq and is a predicted model, not a curated record. Gene Ontology annotation, molecular function: ubiquitin protein ligase activity.